Messenger RNA from Rotaria sordida, 1131 nucleotides. Lineage: Eukaryota; Metazoa; Rotifera; Eurotatoria; Philodinida; Philodinidae. The record is from the annotation of a GenBank genome assembly.
AUGUGUGACGACGAUGUAGCAGCACUUGUUAUUGACAAUGGAAGUGGUAUGUGUAAAGCUGGAUUCGCUGGUGAUGAUGCUCCACGUGCUGUAUUUCCAUCAAUUGUUGGUCGACCACGUCAUCAAGGUGUUAUGGUUGGAAUGGGUCAAAAAGAUUCUUAUGUUGGUGAUGAAGCACAAUCAAAACGUGGAAUUCUUACAUUAAAAUAUCCAAUUGAACAUGGUAUUGUUACAAAUUGGGAUGAUAUGGAAAAAAUUUGGCAUCAUACUUUUUAUAAUGAACUUCGUGUUGCACCUGAAGAACAUCCUGUACUUCUUACUGAAGCACCACUUAAUCCAAAAGCAAAUCGUGAAAAAAUGACACAAAUUAUGUUUGAAACAUUUAAUACACCAGCAAUGUAUGUUGCUAUUCAAGCUGUACUUUCUUUAUAUGCAUCGGGUCGUACAACUGGUAUUGUACUUGAUUCAGGUGAUGGUGUUACACAUACAGUACCAAUCUAUGAAGGAUAUGCAUUACCACAUGCAAUACUUCGUCUUGAUUUAGCUGGUCGUGAUUUAACUGAUUAUUUAAUGAAAAUUUUAACUGAACGUGGUUAUUCAUUUGUAACAACAGCUGAACGUGAAAUUGUUCGAGAUAUAAAAGAAAAAUUAUGUUAUGUUGCCCUUGAUUUUGAACAAGAAAUGGCUACAGCUGCAUCAUCAUCAUCAUUAGAAAAAAGCUAUGAACUACCCGAUGGACAAGUCAUUACUAUUGGUAAUGAACGAUUUCGAUGCCCAGAGGCUCUUUUUCAACCAAGCUUUCUUGGCAUGGAAACAGCUGGUAUCCAUGAAACAACAUAUAAUUCAAUAAUGAAAUGCGAUAUUGAUAUCCGUAAAGAUUUAUAUGCUAAUACUGUUCUUUCUGGAGGUUCAACAAUGUAUCCAGGUAUUGCUGAUCGUAUGCAAAAAGAAAUAACAUCAUUAGCACCAUCAACAAUGAAAAUUAAAAUUAUUGCACCACCUGAACGAAAAUAUUCAGUAUGGAUUGGUGGUUCAAUUUUAGCAUCAUUAUCAACAUUUCAACAAAUGUGGAUUUCAAAACAAGAAUAUGAUGAAUCAGGUCCAUCAAUUGUUCACAGAAAAUGUUUCUAA